AACCCCAGGCCUGGCGCUCGGCUCCUCGGCUGCCCUGCGACCUGGCAGAUUCAUGGCAGCAUCGGGCUGCUUAGGGCCUGGCUUUCUGUUGCCCCCUUGGUCCCAGGCUCUGGCAGCUGCGAGAGAUGCCGUGUUGGCCGGCUGAGCCGGGCUCCUGUUCGACGGAAGGCGAAAGGAGAGAGAGAGACGAAGGAGAACCAUAAGGGAGGGAAGAGAAAGGGCCCCUGGGAGUUUGGGGGAGUGUUUGGGAUUCAGCCAAGGCCAGUGGAAGUGGUGGUGUCAUCGCGGCCCAGUCUGCUCCGACACCUCUCGGGAUCCAGACAGCAGGACCCAGUGAUGUCUCGGUGGCUCCCGGGGGGGCAGCCAGGCUGGGACACUCCUUCGCCUUCUUCCAAUCGGGGCGUUCGCGUCUGGCCAGCUUUUCUCCCAACGUCUCUUCUUGUGAGGACCCCAAAAGGCUGCACUGGGCGGCCUCACCCGGCCCCCCUGUUAGCUGGGCUGCUGCUGGGUGGCGCUGUGGGCGGGGAGGUGAAGGGCAGCACCAAGGCCUGGCGGUUGGGCUCUGCUCCGGCCUGGGGGCACUUGGCUCCAGGCGGCUGGGAGGGUCCUCAGCCAAGGGAGGCAGAGAGCCGUGAGGAGCAGCCGUCUGCAGCGGUGUCCGUCCCCCAGCCUGGCACAGGGAUGGGUGAUUCCUUCCGCUGGCUGCGCCCAGCAACUCCCCUGCGGACAGGCGCUGGGGGAGCGGGUGCGGAUCGGACCAAGGGCUGGUGCUCAUGUGCCCCGGGCGUGGCCCGAGCGCUGGUCCCAUGGCACUGCCUAGAGGGCCUGACCCAGGUCACAGUACCGAGUCUGGCCGUGGGGAGGGGGCAGUGAGCGGUUACUCGCAAAGCCGGGUUAAUGGCUAACUGGCCGGGGGCUCGGGCAAAGGUCACCUCCACUCAGCCUGAACUCCCAGCCCUGCUCUGGCCCCUGCGGGGGCAAGUGGCCCUGCCCUGCGCCCUCCCCCCGGCUGCCAUGUCCUGUGCCAGACGGACGCAGGGAGCGUAGGGAAGGGGCAGCAUGAAUGGGGGCUGCUGCGGGAGCCCUGCCUCCCGGAGCCCCGUGCGCACCUCCUACUCCCUGCUGAAGACGCCCCCCUGGGGCCUGAGCUGCUGCUUUGCCCUGCAGCACCUGGCCGUCCAGGCCUCUCUCCUCUGCAUCUUCCACCUGCUCCUGCUCCCAGCGCCCCCGAUCCGGGACCAGAACCGGAGCUGGAGCGAGCUGCUGGCCCGGAGCCUCUUUGCCUGUGGGGUCUCCACGGCGCUGCAGACCAGCCUGGGCAGCAGGUUGCCCUUGGUGCAAGCGCCGUCGUUCGAGUUCCUGAUCCCCGCCAUGGUGCUGAGCCGCCACGUGCCCCACACGGCCAGGAACGGGACAGAGGAGCAUGCUGAGUGUGCUGGGCAGGACUGUGCAGGCCCCGGGAGCUGGAACCAGCCACUCAGAGAGGUCUCUGGAGCCGUGGUGGUCUCGGGGCUGGUGCAGCUGGCGCUGGGGGUGUCUGGCGUGGGGGGAUGGAUAGCCCAGCGCUGCGGGCCCAUGGUCCUGGCCCCCAGCCUCUCCAUCAUUGGGCUGUCCGCCUACAAAGAGGCAGCCCACUUCUGCUCGGACAGCUGGGGGGUGGCCCUGCUGCUCGUGCUCCUUGCUGUCCUGUUCUCCCAGCACUUGGGGUCCUGCCGCCUGCCCCUUUGCACGUGGACCCGGGCCAAGGGCAUCUCCAUGGAGACAAGCAUCCCAGCCUUGCGCAUGUUUUCGGUGCUGCUUCCGCUUUGCUGUGCCUGGAUUGUCUGGGGAAUCCUGAGCCACCUCCGCCUCCCCUGGGACCUGCUGGGCCCCGCCACGUGGCAGCUGCCCGCAGCCAACGGCUCCCUCCGCUCCCCUUGGCUCCAAGUCCCCUACCCAGGUGAGCAGGAAUGGCCGUCCCUCAGCGCCCGGGCUCUGGGCGUGGGCGUUGCCAUGGGCAUCACCUCCAGCAUGAACUCCGUGGGCUGCUACCUGCUGUGCCCGCGAGCGCUGCGGGCCCCCGCCCUUCCUCGGCACGCCUGCAACCGCGGGCUCUGCACGGAAGGGCUGGGCAGCCUCCUUUCGGGGGCGCUGGGGGGCGUGAGCGGCACGGCUUCCAGCGUCCCCAACGCCUGCACCAACAGCCUCACCCAGGCCAGCUCGCGCCACUCCGUGCAAGUGAGUGCGUUGGCAUGUGUGUUCCUGGGCCUGUCCCCCCGGCUGGCAGAGCUCCUCACCACCAUCCCACUGGCGAUUCACGGCGGGGUGCUCUGCGUGACAUACACCGUUGCCGUUGGCACUGGGAUUUCGUAUUUCCAGUACGCGAACAUCGACUCGGGGAGGAACAUCUUUAUCGUCGGCUUCACCAUGUUCAUGGCGCUGCUGGUGCCGCGGUGGCUCAGUGCGACCCCCAGAUACGUAGCCACAGGCUGGGUCUGCCUGGACCUUUUCCUCCUCUCUGUGCUGACAGUUCCAGUCUUUUUAACUGGCGUCUUGUCCUUCUUCUUGGAGAACACGGUCUCAGCCAUCUCCACUGCAGCACGUUUGUGUUAGUAGAAGAGAGGGGAGAGCACGGCUCCUACUGGCUGCCUCUAGCAGAGCAAGUGCCCUGUGGUGCUGGAGCCCCGCGGGGCAAAAGUCUGCUCUGGACCGAGGCCAGAUUCACUAGGGGCUGAGAAUAGAGCCAACAGCCAGCUGGGCUGCGUCACCCUCUCUGCACUUCCCCCUUUGGGUCGCGCUGUCUGAGGCUGUCCAGAGAGAGACGUGCUCACGCAGAGCAGGCCUGGCAGGUCUCCGCUGGCCUCCUAAGGUUCCUGGUGGGCCAGCAGCCUUGGAACUGCAGCCAGUUUGUGCACUGAUGCUAAAGGUACAUCACAGCCAUGCCGGGAAGUGUCUGGGACCCCGGCCUGCACCAUGCUGGGCGGGGCAUAGUUCCCAUUUGUACUUGCUCCUGGCCAUUGCUGCAGGCGGCUGUGACUCAUUAGGGGGUGGGGACAGGGCAGUUGCAAGCCCUACCUGGGAUGUCUGCUAACCCCUUGGCUUAAUAAAAACUGCCUCUUCAUCCUGGCAUGCCUGGAGGUAGCUGCACCUAGGAGUCGUCCUCUCCUAUGGAGACAUACAAAGGGCUCGCCUCAGACUCCUCCGCCAGCUGGCAGAAGUCUCUGCAGGUGCCCUGAGCAGGGCCUCUCCGCUCCAUAUACACCAGCCCGUUGGGGGUUAUUUAUCCCCAGGAUUUUGAGUCCCUCUGCUUUUCCCCACUCCCUCCCUUGCCAGGAGAGGGGACUGCAACAUGACACUGCAGGGGGCAUUGAAAACUAGCCUCUCUGUGCUCCCCUUGGACGGAACCCUAGUCUGUAAUGUCUUACCCCAGCCGAGGGCAAGCCGUAGUGUCCCUGCAGGAUGACCUCAACUCCAGCUGGGCCAGGAGCUGACGCAGCGUCCUGCCGUGUGCAGCGCUGGAGUUGU
Molecule: messenger RNA, 3504 nt
Organism: Chelonia mydas (Green sea turtle)
Lineage: Eukaryota; Metazoa; Chordata; Testudines; Cheloniidae
Gene: SLC23A3
Product: solute carrier family 23 member 3
Exons: 12
Coding region: 1060-2592 (510 amino acids)
Biological process (GO): transmembrane transport
Cellular component (GO): membrane
Molecular function (GO): transmembrane transporter activity
Source: RefSeq, a predicted model, not a curated record